Molecule: messenger RNA, 1368 nt
Organism: Xiphias gladius (swordfish)
Lineage: Eukaryota; Metazoa; Chordata; Actinopteri; Istiophoriformes; Xiphiidae
Product: serine/threonine-protein kinase NIM1
Exons: 4
Coding region: 1-1368 (455 amino acids)
Biological process (GO): intracellular signal transduction; microtubule cytoskeleton organization; protein phosphorylation
Cellular component (GO): cytoplasm
Molecular function (GO): tau-protein kinase activity; ATP binding; protein serine/threonine kinase activity
Source: RefSeq, a predicted model, not a curated record
AUGUAUUUGAACAGCAGAAAUAAUGCCAUCAACACAGAAAGGAGUAAGAGGAACAUAAAAGGCAAAACAUGGGCCCACUUGAGAACUACUCCACGUCAGGAGGAGAUCGUCAAUCCGAGGCCCCUGAAGGUGGGGAGAAAGCUGGAGACAAAUGAGAACAUGACUGAGGAGCAGGAGUCAUUGCAGCGCACGGCGCUUGGGAAGGCCCUCUAUGAUCUGACCCAUUCGGAGAGAGUGAUGAAUGAUCUGACGUUUGGACGGCGGGCGGGGCUUUACGAGCUGAGAGGGAAGAUUGGCGAGGGCAACUUCUCCCAGGUUAGACUGGGGAUACAUGACCUGACCAAAGAGAGAGUGGCAGUAAAAAUCCUGGAUAAGGUGCGUCUGGACAAGGAUUCGCAGGUGCUUUUCGCCUCUGAAAUCUCUUGCAUGGAGAAGCUGGCUCACCCCAACAUAGUGCACCUCUAUGAGGUGGUGGAGACGCUCAAGCGGCUCUACCUGGUGAUGGAGUAUGCCAGCGGAGGAGAGCUGUUCUCCCGUAUCAGCACCAGGGGGCGCCUGUCGGACCUGGAGAGCAAGCUUGUGUUUUCACAGGUCCUGUCUGCAGUAAAACACAUGCACGAUAAUAAUAUUGUCCACAGGGACCUGAAGGCAGAGAAUGUUUUCUACACCAGCACUUACUGCAUCAAAGUGGGUGACUUUGGAUUUAGCACAUUUAGCUGCCCCAGCGACGUCCUUCACACGUUCUGUGGCUCUCCACCUUACGCGGCCCCUGAGCUGUUCAAAGAGAAAGGCUACAUCGGUCAAUAUGCAGAUAUUUGGGCGCUGGGUAUCCUGCUUUAUUUCAUGAUGACUGCCACCAUGCCAUUCAAAGCUACCAACACAGGCAGGCUUAGAUGUUGUAUCCUGCAGGGCUCUUAUGCCAUCCCCUCCUAUGUACCUGAAUCAUGCCAGGAGAUCAUUAAGGGCCUCCUGAGGCCGGUGCCCGUUGAUCGCCUCAGUAUGGCAAAGAUCAUGUCCAGCGACUGGAUGAGAGGCAUUGAGUACGCCCAGGCCCACGCCUCUUGUAGCCCCACGCCCUCCCAUCUGGUUGAGCCCACCUACCUCAGCUCGGAUGAACUGAAUGUGAAGGCAGCGCUGGAGGAUCUUGGCAUCACCAAGCACCAUCUCCUCAACAACAGCCAAGACUUGAGAAGCCCCAUUACUGGGACUUACCGGAUUUUGCUACAUCGCAUCCAAAAGAGGAGGUCUGUGGAAGCUGUGGGCUACAGGCAGUCAUGCACCAUAGGGUCCCAGAACAGACUCCGACAGAGAGCGGGCUCAGACGGCCUGCUAAACAAGCGCCACUCUCUUGUCUGUAUCAUCGUUUAG